Micropterus dolomieu (smallmouth bass) is the source of this 4551-nucleotide messenger RNA. RefSeq lists its product as uncharacterized. The transcript is spliced from 3 exons. The record is from RefSeq and is a predicted model, not a curated record. Lineage: Eukaryota; Metazoa; Chordata; Actinopteri; Centrarchiformes; Centrarchidae. Bases 2999 to 3649 code for a protein of 216 amino acids.
AUGUAAAAUUGCAAGGUGACCAGUGAGCAGAACCAUCAUCAUAUAUUGGAUCUGCAAGUUAAAUCCUUGCAGAUGCAAUGUGAGCUACGAUUGUCCUGUAAAAGGACCCUGCCGUCUUUACACUGGCAGGAAUAAAUAAAUAGGAGAGAUACUGUUUGGUUUGCUUUUCUUGAAUGCUGGCUCCAUCUGCUGGUUCUAACCUUGAAACUCCUUUCACCAUGUUUUGCUCUGCAACAUGCACCAAAUCAUGAGAUCAGAACAGAGGUUCAUGCCUCAUCUCUUACAGCAAGCUGACAGCCAGAAAUAUACUACAUAUGGCAUUAAUAAUGUGCUGACUGGGAGUAAAAGGUUUCCAGUGAGCACUGGAGAUGUUUCCCACCAACCUCCUCCAGAGGUCAUAAAUUCAUCUCAGUGACGUAUUUUCAACGUCACCACAACAGCAAUAGCCUUAAUUUACAUUAAGUAAUUGAGCAGAUUAAGAGGGAUAGCUCAAAGACAAACAGGGCUGCCACUGGUUCUUUUUUCUGCUUGAACCCCUCUUGGCUGCACUGACUGUUACCCUGACAACUUUAUGUCACUGUGUCAGAGUUUCAAUAUCCCUGUCUCAGUUUUGCUCAUCUCUUCAGUUGAUUACUUUUGUGCAGGGCCUCGAUGGAUCUUCUGUUUGACUGCAAAGAAAAAAGCUUUGGUGUCUUUCUUUGUAGAAAAUGUCCCAUGUACAGUAUAUUAUGUAAAUGACAAAUAGUUUAGUACUACAACAGGAUAUAGGCAUAUACGUUGGUGUGUGUACAUGUUGGCAUGUAGUUCUUCUUGACCCUGCCAUGUACAUGUUUGUGUACCUAAGCAGGCAGACAGUUUUACUGGGAUGCCUAUCAGCAGGCAGCUGGCUUGUAAUUUGCUCUCCAGAGAUUUGGUUUGACUCAAACGUGACAACAACAGUUUUAUUUGUUGCCGUUCAAAUGGAGAAGUUGAGUCAUAAUAAUUAAAAUUUCUUACACGUGCAUUUCUGCUGUUGGGAGAGAACAAAGGGCAUUGUAUCCAUUACAGUGGAAAAUCAGCUCACACAUAGUCUAAUCGCAUUCCCAAAAUCAUUUCAACUGUCAUUUUGGAGGGACAAACACAGCCAUACAGACUCCAUAACAAGAGCCUUAUAAAGACUGAACUUUUCCCAGUCUAUCAAGUCCAUGAGAGGAGGAAUUUUCUUGAAUCUAGGAGAAAUCAGAGAAGCCACAGUUAUGUAGCGAACUGGGCUGUGGCCUCCAUCUUGUGGCUGAUCCUCCCCCUUGUCUGGAAGCUGUUGAGUUCCUUUCCAGAUGUGGACGCCUGAUCUUUUUAAUGAUACACUGGCGCAGGCAGAGAAUCACAGAAAUGGGGCUUGAAAAAACACCACAAACAAGACCCCAUGAGCUGCUGCUUGUUUUUGUAGCUUUUCUUAGAAAAGAGAAUUAGGACUUCUACUUUCACUUAAGUAGAUUUUAAUGACAUAUUGGACUUUUGGAGAGGCAAGAGCUGUAGUAUUCAAAUUAUUGCACAAUCAGGAGGUAUGUUCCAGUUUUGCUCUGAGGCUCCUUUCCCUAUAAGGCAAUCUCUGAGAAAACCUUUUUAAUUGAGAAAAGACCACAUCUUUGACAACAUCGCUGAAAUGGAGACAAAUUGGUUAGUAAGAGGAAUUCAAGUUGAAAUGGUAAUAGUCAGGAUGCCACACUGAAGAGCUUUGUAUCUCCUUGAGUAGUUUUUAUCAUAAGCAUCCUAUUUCAGUAACAUUAAAGCAUAAUAGUGUCGAUUUUCUCCCAACAUCUUCUAAAAAUCAAAAAGUAAAGCAAGAAUUUCCUCCAUGAGACAUCUGGGACUUGGAUCCCCCACCCGACCCCAUCUCACAUUCACAGUUUGGAAAAUGCCAGUUGCUUAAACAGCAGGUGUUUUUGACUUGGUCAUCCUUCAGAAAGAACAGGUUGCACAGCUGUCUUGUGCGCACACACAAGCAAGGAGAAAGAGAGGGAGAGAGAAUGAGGCACUUAAUGAAAGAUAGCAAACAACUUCUUUACUCGGGUGAACUCUGGGUUCUUGUUGGACAGUUCUGGCAGGGAGAUGCUCCCGCUGUGUCUUUUGUAUGUGCAAGUGGACCAAACAAAAGCUUAGUGAGGAAUCUCUGGGAAGCCCAAGCUGUCGGAAAGGAAUGCCCUCUCUCCCUUGUGGCUCAGUGCUUGAGUCUUAAUCAGUCACUGGAGGAGCUGGUUGAGCUGGGGGCCUCCUAGGCCCGGCAGGCUGACAGGAACUCACUCACUCCUGACCUCACUUUCCUCUUUAAAAUCUAUUAGGUGAACACAGACAAGUAAAAGGUUGGUCAUUGUUGGUGAUGUGAUGAAGAUAAAUCAAACUAAUUAGCCCAUUCAUGGUCAUACUGUCUCAAUCCUGACUUUAUUUCUCUCUCAGUCCAGGGAAUGGCUGAAUAUUUAAAUGUAGGCUACCAGUUGUUCCUUACUCAGUUUUUUUCCCCAGAAAUGUUUUAGAUUAUAUAUGUCAAAUGGAUUUAAGAAAACACAGGCAGAGGCUCUGAAGUAAAAGUGGAAGUUAUUUUUGUCCAGUAUAAAUAAUGGAGACAUACUGUAAAGGGUGUGUGUUCCGCUCCAUAAGAAGGCGGAGUUUUCUCCCUGGGGUCCUGAGCCAAACUAGUGUUAUGUAACGGAUACUCUGCUUCUCAUCCUGAUGUGGAGUCACCCGAAAGUUUACAGGCAGCGUGACUGACUCAAGUCCGGUCUGUGAACAUGGAAUAUGUGAUCAUUUCAGCGGCGCGUCUGCAGAUCGGUAGAAAAAAAGUGGCCUUCAGAGCAGAUUUUUAGCCAAACAACUGUCUUACAACCGUAAACCUAAUUGAAAACUGACCUUUAACGCUGCCAACGAAGUCUUUGUUGGUUAAUGUUCAACUCUAGCCUGACAAGGAAUUUAGAAAUGGGACUUUGCAUUUAGACUGUGAAAGCAGCCAGCCAGACUGACGGACAUGGGCAGCGGUACAAGCCGAGGGAAGAAAGUUGCACCUGUGUGUGUCAGCGAGGUAAACGUGACCAAAACAGCUGCCGGCACUUCACCCGAACAGGACAGCAGUCCGUUCAAGCCUCUCAAAAUCCAUGCCAUUUUGCGCAACGCGCGCAACCGUGCGCAACCGGACUGCCACAGCGAGGGGCACGACUCUGACUUUUCCAGAGAGGACGAUGACAUUGAUGGAGAGCUGGACACAGUUCUUGCAGAUUACGAGGAGCGAGGGAGAGUUUCUGUGAAGAAACACCCCCCCAAAAAGACCGACAUCAGAUCCAAAACAUACGGACUGUGUAAUUUUAGUAAGGACGACGACGAGGACUUAAGUUCCAGAGCCGAGGAGCCACGUGGAUCACACGACGUAUCAAGAGAUGUAAACAAAAGGGGCAAUGAUGCUUUCACACAGUUUAAAAAACACACACAUGCGUGCCCAAGUCAGCACAGUUCCUCCUCUCGGGGCUUUUUGACAAGAGGAGCUUUGUUGGAAGCUGGUACCGCGUCAGAAAAACAAUCGACUUAUGGCAGCUGCCAUAGCCCCACUCUCACCAUGCCAGUCAUCCCUUACCAUGGAUCAGAAGAGGAGCUGAUGGACACUAUUGAGAGAGAGUUUAGUUGACCCCCAGCUGAGAAAGCUGCAGCAAAGCUGUUGCCCUCUUCAGCUGUAUUCAUAGGUUUGCAGAAGACAUUUUAAUAAGUGAAAGUGAACCAGGGUUACUUUUGACAAUUUUCUGCUACUAAGGAAGGAUUUCCUGGAUAAAUGUAACAUUUUUUGUGUUGAGCUUAAACUGCUGCACUCCAGGCCUUUGCAUUUACUCUUAUUUAAAGACACGAAGCAGUGUAAUCGCAUCAUAACACCAACUUGAACUAGUGCCAGGAGGUUCUCCUCACAGCCAAGGUCUGUCCCUGACAGACACCUCCUUGGUUUGUUAUCUGCAGUGGUAAGGUGUCACUGUCACACCCCCCCCCCUCCCCCAGUACCGCUGGCCUCCCACAGAGAACACACCUACUUAUUUGUUAUCUAUUACUUACUUUACUUUAACUUGUCUAUUAAUACAUAACGGAGAGAGAACAGAUGUUUCUCUGGUUGCUGAAACUCAGCAGUCCUUCUCAAAUCUAGCAGCAAAGGCACAUUGUUGACGCUGUACAGUGCAGUGUGUAGGGUAGUUUUCCCAUAGGUGGCAACCCUCCAAAGGUAUGAGCUGGGGUUGUUUAUUUAAGGUUUCCUUCCUGACCACAGUUCCUGCACUUCUCCACCCUUAUGAAAAAGGAAUGUGUGGCAACAGAGACUUUCAGUCAUGCUCAGUUUGACCCAGCUGUGUUUCUGCCUGCUAAUACAAGAUUCAGCCACAUUCAAACAUAAAGGCCUGCUGCCACAUAGUGGUGGAACACAGUAGUUGUCUGAAUGAACAACAACUGCACUUGUAACUGUUUAACGAAAGGUGAAUUUCAACCAGAAAUGUAGAGGAAUAGUUUUGUAAUUUUGUUUUAUAUUGCAAAUAAAAAUGGACUAUUGCUGUA